UUCAAAUGCAUAGCUGUUUAGUUAACUUUGUAUUAAUCACACCGGAAACAUUUUCGUCGCCAUGGCAGCAUCCUCUAACCCCACGGUCAAUGAACAACCACCGCAACAUCAGGUGUUCAUCAAUUUCCGAGGGGCCGAUUUGCGCAGGAGAUUCGUCAGCCAUCUAGUCACUGCCUUGAAACAGAACAACAUUAACGUCUUUAUCGACGACUACGAAGACAGAGGUCAACCUCUGGAAACAUUAAUGCUGAGAAUAGAGGAGUCCAAAAUCGCCCUGGCUAUCUUCUCCUGGAAGUAUACCGACUCAGUCUGGUGCGUCAGAGAGCUGGCGAAGAUCAAGGCCUGUACGGACGAAGGAACACUAGUGGCUAUUCCCAUCUUCUACAAGCUGGAGCCAUCCACCGUGAGAGAUUUGAAGGAAAGUUUUGGUGAUAGAUUCAGGAGUCUAGCUAAGGGUGAUGAUAGGAAGAAGGAGUGGGAGGAAGCUUUUAGUUCGAUUUCUAAUAUAAUGGGCAUCACCAUUGACAAGAAAAGUGUGGAGAGCAAUAAAGUCAUCGAAAUUGUGAAGGCGGUUAAGACAGUGCUGAACAACGUUUCAUCAGAGGGAAGCAGGAGUGUCUCCGUGAAUCCUUCGGAAAAUAUCAAUGCAGGGACUUCCUCAGGAGGCGAGAAGCAUAAGACUUUUGGAAUGGACAAACGCCUGAAGGAGUUGGAAGAGAAGUUGGAUCGUGACAAGUACGAGGGAACUCGUGUCAUUGGAGUUGUUGGGAUGCCGGGAAUCGGCAAAACCACACUCCUUAAAGCGCUUUAUAAGACGUGGCAGCGCAGGUUUUCGAGGUACGUAUUACUCGAUAAAAUCCAUGAAAAGAUCAAGCACGUGGAGGAGUUGGAAUGCUUGCCUAAUAUGCUUGUAGCGGAGCUAUUCAAGUCGAACAAUACGCACAUAGACCAUGUCAAAGAUCCUUACAGUCAACUGCAAGAACGCAAAGUUCUUGUCGUUCUUGAUGAUGUUACUAAAAAGGAACAUAUAGAUGCUCUGCGUGGGAUGGUUCAGUGGAUUAAGGAGGGUAUUGAGGGAAGCAGGGUUGUCAUUGCUACAAGUGACAUGUCCUUGAUAAAUGAUUUGGUUGAUGAUACUUACAUGGUCCAAAAUUUGAACCACAAAGAUAGCUCACAACUCUUUCACUAUCAUGCCUUUGGUGAUGAUCAAGGCUAUCCUCCCAAUGAAGAUUUCAUGAAGUUGUCAGAAAAGUUUGUACACUAUGCAAGAGGUCAUCCACGAGCUCUCAAAAUGUUGGGUGUAGAGCUUUACAAGAAAAAAAUGGAUCACUGGAGAUCGAAACUGAAGAUACUCGCAGAAAGUCACAGUCCCACUAAGAUUGGAAGUGUCUUCAAAGUGAGUUAUGAUGAGUUGUGCUCUGAGCAGAAAGAUGCAUUUCUUGACAUAGCCUGUUUUAGAUCUGAGGAGGUGGGUUAUGUAGAGAGUUUACUAGCUUCAUCAGACCCCAGAUCUGCUGAAGCGAUGAGUCCAGUAAAAGCUCUCACAAACAAGUUCCUGAUUACCACUUGCGACGGCCUAGUGGGGAUGCAUGAUCUACUGUAUACUUAUUCAAGGGAACUUGAUUAUAACGCAUGCACUCAGUAUGGUAGCAGACAACGGAGGCUGUGGCUCCAUCAAGACAUGGUUAAUGGAUGCAUAACUAACUUGCUGCAGAGAACAAUGGGAGCUGUCAAUGUGAGAGGUAUUUUCCUGGACUUGUGUGAAGUGAAAGGCGAGAUGAGCUUGGACAAAGAUUACUUCAUGAAGAUGGGUAAUCUCCGGUAUCUCAAGUUCUACAAUUCUCACUGUCCUCAGGAAUGUGAAACAAACAAUAAGAUAAACAUCCCUGAUGGACUUAAGUUACCACUGAAAGAGAUCCGAUGCUUCCACUGGCUAAAAUUUCCAUUGGAGGAACUUCCAAAUGAUUUCAACCCCAUUAAUCUUGUUGAUCUUAAGUUGCCUUAUAGUGAGAUUCAACGACUUUGGGAGGAUGAUAAGGAUGUACCAUCCUUAAAGUGGGUCGAUCUCAAUCACUCAAGUAAGUUGUGCAGCUUGUCAGAGUUAUCAAAGGCUCAAAAUCUUCAGAGAUUGAACCUUGAAGGCUGCACAGCACUGAAACUGUUGCCAAGUGAUAUACAAUACAUGAGAAAGCUUGCGUUCUUGAAUCUGAAAGGGUGCACGAGUCUUGAAUCUCUUCCUGAGAUGAAUUUAAUUUCUCUGAAAACUCUUACUCUAAGCGGCUGCUCAAAUUUUAAGGAGUUUCCUCUAGUUUCAGAAAAUAUUGAAACUCUAUACUUAGAUGGCACAGCAAUAAGUGAGCUUCCUACGAACUUUGAGAAGCUCCAGAGACUUGUUGUAUUGAAUAUGAAGAACUGCGAAAUGCUGAAGGAAAUCCCAGACCGGGUUGGUGAGCUGAAAGCCCUUCAAGAACUGAUACUCUCUGAUUGCUUAAAUCUCAAGUAUUUUCCAGAAGUCAAGAUGAGCUCUUUACACAUUUUGCUUUUGGAUGGGACAGCCAUAGAAGUGAUGCCACAAUUAUCCUCAGUGCAUUACUUGUGCUUAAGCAGAAACGACAAGAUCACCUGUCUUCCUGCUGGUAUCUGUAAACUAUUUCAACUAAAGUGGCUGGAUUUGAAGUACUGUACGAGUCUUGCAUCUGUUCCAGAGUUGCCACCAAAUCUUCAGUGCUUAGAUGCACAUGGGUGUAGUUCGCUAAAGACAGUUUCGAAGCCUCUGGCCCGUAUCAUGCCAACGGAGCAGAAUCAUUCCACAUUCAUUUUCACCAACUGUAAGAACCUGGAACAAGCUGCAAAGGAAGAAAUCAGCUCGUAUGCUCAAAGGAAAUGUCAGCUGCUGUCAUAUGCUCGUACACGCUACAAUGGGGGUCUUGUUUCAGAGGCUUUGUUCAGCACUUCCUUUCCUGGAUGCGAAGUGCCUUCAUGGUUUUGUUAUGAAACAGUUGGAUCCGAGCUAGAAGUAAAACUCCUUCCACAUUGGCAUGACAAGAGGCUGGCUGGAAUAGCUCUAUGUGCUGUAGUGUCAUUUGGCGACUGCCAUGAUCAAAUCAGCCGCUUGUCAGUGACAUGCAACUUUAAAGUAAAAGUUGAAGACGAGUCUUGGAUCCCAUUUACUUGCCCAGUAGGAAGUUGGACCAGGCAGGGAGACAAGAUUGAAUCAGAGCAUGUCUUUAUUGGCUACACCAGAUAAAUUUACUGAUAAAUGCAGUUCUACUGACGCAUCCCUUGAAUUUACUGUGGCAGGUGGUACAAAUGAGAAGGGUGAAUUCACGGUGUUGAAGUGUGGUUUAGGUUUGGUGUAUGCCAAGGAUAAAAGCAAAAACAGUUCUCAUGAAGCAAAGUACGAUAUGCCUGUAGAAAAAAGGGUUGCUGAUGGACGGCCAAAGAACAAUCAAAAAUCAAGAAUGGAUAAUAAUGAUAUCCCAUGUCAAUCCAACAGGGAUGCAAAUGCUAGUGUAACUCCAAUUAAGAGAUAUACUUCAGGUGUCAGGCACACGGUUGAGAAGGGUACAAAUGACAUUGGCGAAUCUUAUCGUUCUCUGAACCCUUUGCAUCUUCAGAGUAAGCAGAUCAAAAGCAAAAAGGGAUACCGAAGAUAAGGACCAGAGCUUACCCAGAUUCAGUGACCUGUCAGCCGUCAUUUUAUCCUGCUUUGGAGUUGUGUUCACGAAAGCCUGUCAAGUUAGUACAAAGGUUAUGCUGCUGUUUCUUGUUCAAGUUCAUUUCUGGUUAUUGGUUCGAUAUAUUUUCGGGUGUUUGUGACCCUACUAUUUAAGCACUCUGUAAAACUCUUUUGAAGAUUGAAUGAAAAAAUC
Eruca vesicaria subsp. sativa (arugula) is the source of this 3872-nucleotide messenger RNA. The record is from the annotation of a GenBank genome assembly. NCBI's taxonomy places the organism in Eukaryota, Viridiplantae, Streptophyta, Magnoliopsida, Brassicales, Brassicaceae.